CUUCAGUCACCUAUAUUCUUACCUCCAAUUUAGGGGCUGCGGCGGCGUCAGCCAGCUGAACCCUACCCCGCCGGUUACAGCGGCAUCUGGUGGUGGAGGCUGUGGUGCGUAAGCCGAAGCCUGGCAUACUCUGUCGUUGCAAGCAAGUUUCGCAUCCAAAUCCGCGUUGCGCAAAUAAAGAAACCUACGAUACACCAAAAUAUACUGUCAACCAGUCAAGCGCACGCUGCCUCUGCGCGUCAUAUAGAAGCCGCAACCGGGCUCUACGCGCACGUCGCAUCUUCAUCAGCUCUUGAGCAUACUUCCAACCCCACAUCCUGACAUCAUGCCUGACCUAGCGUCAGCUUUUACAAAGCUAAACCCCUUCACAUCCAAGGGCACACAUGAGAAUGAGGAUGAAGAUUUCGGAGAAGAGAUUGAUGACCAUACCGUCGCGGGUGGUGGUCACAGCGCCCGCCGCACAGAAAUCACAGAGCACGAGCUGCGGGUCAGCCGCGCGCUGAGAUCGUUCUUGGUCGACCGAGGAGUCCUGCUUGACGAUGGGGCCGAUCUGGACUCAGAGCAGCCAGGUGCCGGGCUGAAAGCGUUGCUUGAUCUUCCGCACAUUGUCGUUCCUCCCGAGGUGACGGACAGGUCUUUCCCGCUGUCGGAGUACUUUAUCAGCUCGAGCCACAACACGUACCUGUUGGCGCAUCAGCUUACAGGCAAAUCUGAUGCCGAGGCGUACAGGACGGCGCUGAAUACCGGCGCGCGCUGUGUGGAGAUAGAUGCGUGGGACGACGAGAGCAACAAGGAGGAGCCCAAGGUUACGCAUGGCUACACGCUCGUAUCGCAUAUCCCCUUCCGCGCUGUAUGCGAAACCAUUCGUGAUGUUGUGGACAAGGAGGCUGCUGAGUCUCGGGAUCAGCAAGGUUACCGCGCGGCGCCUAUCAUGUUGUCGCUUGAGAACCACUGCGGCGCAUACGGCCAGACAAGACUAGUACAGAUCAUGCACGAAGUCUGGGGUAGCCGUUUGCUCAGCAAGGCUAUUCGAGAGAAAGGACAUGGAGAGCAAGAAGGUACCGACGCACCAGUCCGUCUAGAAGAGCUGGGAUCAAAGAUUGUGCUCAUGAUUGAGUACCAUUUCCCCGAGGAGGUGGCAUCUACUGAUGACAGCUCAAGCUCGAGCUCCGAGGACGAGGAAGAGAGGCAAGCCCGCCACGAGUACAAGGAGAACAAGGCGGCGGCACCAAAGACUGUCAUCGUUCCGGAGCUGGCAGACCUGGGUGUCUAUGCACAAUCAGUAAAGCCUGUCGAUAACUCCUGGUUUGACGAGGCCCAGAUGAAGAAUGGACCUCAUAAUCAUCUCAUUAAUAUCUCUGAGCUCCAGCUGGCAUCAUAUAUGCCCGGCAACAGUGAAAAGAUCGCGAUCCACAACUCGAAAAACUUGAUGAGGGUGUACCCCAAAGGAACACGCAUCUCCUCUACCAAUCUCAAGCCAGCGACGUUCUGGGCCAUCGGAGCCCAAAUAUGCGCGCUCAAUUGGCAGACCUUCGGCGCUAGUCUUCAGCUCAACGAGGCCCUCUUCAGCGGCACUGAUGGUUACGUGCUCAAGCCGGCCGCUCUCCGAGCAGGCGGUAACGGCCAUCUCAACAGCGGCAAGAAGAUCAAGCUGCGCCUCCAAGUCGCCGGUGGCACGGACAUCCCGCUCCCCAAGGGAAGGACCGCAGAUGAUAUCAAACCUUACCUUACAUGUACCCUAGUCCACCCUGACGAUGUGGGUAACGAAUCUGCAAAACGGAAGACGGCACAUUACCGCCAACACAAGUUGGGCCUUGUGCACAAAGGCGAAAAUCCUCCGAACAUUGAGCCAUUUUGGGACGAGACGCUCGAGUGGGAGUAUGAGGACAACGAGCUGGUCUUCUUGCGAAUGUUGAUCAAAAGCGACGACGCCUUUUCGAGAAACCCAAUAUUCGCUGUAUCUGCGGUGAGGCUUUCCUAUGUCGAGAGGAGAGAAUGGCGAUUUGUGAGGAUGUUGGAUCUCCACGGUAAAGAGACGAAGUGUACGAUCCUCGUAAAGUUCGAUUUUGAGGAGGUGAACCGGAAUACUCUGCUUGGAAGGUCCGAGUUCUGAUCAAAUUGAGACGCGUACAUGAUAAGAGGACCUGAACACUAGCGACGUCUUUGUUUAGUGUUUAUCGUACCAAAAGCUUUAGGGAAAACAUGGGUUCUGGGUUUGCUUUUCUUGUUGGCGAUUUGGUUCCGAGCUAUAUCAAUAUCGAUCACAGAGUUACUGAGACUUGUCCGUAUUCAUCUGACACAGCUCGCAGCGUCUUUCAAUAUGUCAUAUAUCAUGAAUGAAUAGAUCCACAAAUUACUGAU
Messenger RNA from Truncatella angustata, 2361 nucleotides. RefSeq names its product putative 1-phosphatidylinositol-4,5-bisphosphate phosphodiesterase 1. The record is from RefSeq and is a predicted model, not a curated record. The transcript has a single exon. Gene Ontology annotation, biological process: phosphatidylinositol-mediated signaling; lipid metabolic process. Gene Ontology annotation, molecular function: phosphatidylinositol-4,5-bisphosphate phospholipase C activity. Bases 326 to 2113 code for a protein of 595 amino acids. NCBI's taxonomy places the organism in Eukaryota, Fungi, Ascomycota, Sordariomycetes, Amphisphaeriales, Sporocadaceae.